Drosophila takahashii is the source of this 4226-nucleotide messenger RNA. RefSeq names its product putative ATP-dependent RNA helicase DHX57. NCBI's taxonomy places the organism in Eukaryota, Metazoa, Arthropoda, Insecta, Diptera, Drosophilidae. The record is from RefSeq and is a predicted model, not a curated record. Gene Ontology annotation, cellular component: intracellular anatomical structure. Gene Ontology annotation, molecular function: ATP binding; helicase activity; metal ion binding.
AGCACUAUUAGGCGUUUGUUGUGAAAUAUACCUGAUUUACGUUUGCCAUUUUCCGGUGGCCAUGGACGAAUCCUCGCGACAGCACAUGGAGGACUGCUUCCUGCGCAGCCCCAGCGACAUCCGCACCACCAACGUGCCCGCGGUGCCGAAAUCGCAGGCGGCGGACAACAAGUCGCGGAAAACGGAGCUCCAUGUCCUUCGGCUGAACGACGAGUCGCGCCAAAUGACCAUGGACACGCUGCGCCAGAUCCACGGGCCCGACUUCCGGCUGGACGACAUCAGCAAGUACAAGGAUCGCGGACGCGGCGGCCACGGCGUGAAGCACUCCUACUGGCAGGAUCGCGGCACUUUGGUGGUCCAGAGCAUGCAGGGCGUGAGCUCCACGCGUGGCAGCGACAGCGACGGCGAUCGCCUGCGUCGCUAUGCUCUGGCCAAGCUGGAGAACUACGGCUUCCAGGCCGUCCACUGUCUGGAGGCCUAUGAUCACUGCUCCGGCGACACGGAGGCUGCUUUGCUGUUGCUCUACCGCCGCUACAUGAGGAUUCCGGAGGAGGAGCAGCUGCAUCUGGAGCCGCCAGGCGAACAGGAGCUGCUCGAUAUGCGCGCUGAGGAAAAGGAGGCCCUGGAGUCCAUCUACGACCAGGCGUAUGAGGAGCGCGAGGCGAAUCGGGUGUGGAAUCUGAAGUUCCGCAUCGACCACCUGCUGGCCCACAGUCCCUCGGAGGUGCGGAAGGCUAGGGAGGCGGUCCUGGCCGCCGCCGCUGCCGCUGCCCAGGCUGCGCUGGACAAGAAGAAGAAGGCGCCGCAGCGGUGUCGCAACUUUGACCGCGACGGCACCUGCAAAUACGGCCCCAAGUGUAGGUUCGCCCACUUGCCGCCGCAGCCAGCGGAUGAGGACAUGGUUAAGAAGGAUACCCUCGACGAGAACGACAACGAGCUGUGGUUCCAUGUGGAGGUCCGCUUUCCGCCCGGCAGUCGCUAUCCUUAUGAGGCGCCCUUUGUCUACCUGAAAACCACCUGCCACGACAUUCCGCACGAGCUGCGUCUCCGCUACGCCCGCCAUUUGUACAGGGAAGCCAGGGAGAUCUGCAGGGAUGGCAUUCCCUGUGUCUACAGCAUCUGCGACCUGUUGCAGUCGAAUGAACAGCUGGCUGGGCGCCUGGACACCUCGGCCUUCCCGUCGCCCAAGCGUUCGCUAUUCCACGAUGAGCCGGAGGGCGGUGGCGAGGAUUUAGAUGGUCAGCGUAAGGAGGCGCCGAGACCUACGCAUUACGCGCGCGGGCAGACGUCGCGGAACGAGGGAGGCCAUCAGCGGAAUGCGGAGGCGCAGGCCCGCGAGAAUCGUCGCCUGCUGCAGCAGUUCGUGGAGCGGCGCAAGGAGGAGCGCUACCAGAAGGUCAUCGAUGGUAGGAAGCAGCUGCCUGCAUUCGCCGAAAUCGAACGCAUUUUGGCGCUCAUCGAAAGCUCGCCGGUGGUGGUGAUUUCGGGUGAAACGGGCUGCGGCAAGAGUACCCAAGUGCCGCAGUUCAUCCUGGACAACUGGUUCUUUCGCUCGCUCCAACUGCCGGCGAAGGAGAACCUCCCGCACGUGGAGAUCAUCUGCACGCAACCACGACGCCUGUCGGCCAUCGGAGUGGCGGAGCGCGUGGCUGCCGAGCGACUGGAUCGCAUUGGCCAACUGGUGGGCUACCAGAUACGGCUGGAGAACAAGGUGUCACAGAGCACGCGGCUGAGUUUCUGCACCACCGGCAUCCUGCUGCGCCGCUUGGCCUCCGAUCCGCUGCUCGAGAGCGUCACCCAUGUGAUAGUGGACGAGGUGCAUGAGCGUUCCGAGGAGUCGGACUUUCUGCUGCUCAUCUUGAAGAAUUUGCUGCGGGAGCGCAAGGAUCUUAAGGUUAUCCUCAUGUCGGCCACGCUGAAUGCCACACUCUUUUCGGAAUACUUUGGCGGAGCUCCCGUCUUGGAUAUUCCCGGUCGCACCUUCCCCGUCCAGCAGCUCUUCCUCGAGGAUAUCCUCGAGAUGAGCGACUUUGUCAUGGAGUACGACACGAAGUACUGCCGCAAGCUGAAGAAGCAGGAGCAGGAUGUCCUGGAGCGCGAGCUGGAGUACGCCGAUGUCCAGGCUUCGGGCCAGGCGCCGGGCAAGAAGAUCAAGGACGAGAAACUAACGCUGGCCGAGACCUAUCAGAGAUAUGCGGACUACAGCAAGCCGACGUGCAAGAGUAUUUACCUGAUGGAGCCGAUGACCAUCAACCCGGAACUGAUUGAAUCCGUACUCAAAUACAUUGUUGAGGGCGCCCACGACUGGCCACGCGAGGGCACCAUCCUCAUCUUUCUGCCCGGCUUCGGGGAGAUCCAAACGGUGCACGAUUCCCUGCUCGAUAACGCGCUCUUCUCGCCAAGGGCUGGCAAAUUUAUCCUGGUGCCGCUGCACUCGGCCCUUUCUGGCGAGGAUCAGGCACUGGUCUUCAAGAAAGCGCCGCCAGGGAAACGAAAGAUCGUGCUAAGCACAAACAUCGCCGAGACCUCGGUGACCAUCGACGAUUGUGUCUUUGUGGUGGACUGCGGCCUGAUGAAGGAGAAGUGCUUCGACUCGAACCGCAACAUGGAGUCGCUGGACCUGGUCUGGGUCUCCCGUGCGAAUGCCAAGCAGCGCAAGGGUCGUGCGGGUCGUGUGAUGCCCGGCGUGUGCAUUCACCUGUACACCAGUCAUCGGUAUCACCAGCACAUCCUGCCCCAGCCGGUGCCGGAGAUCCAGCGUGUGCCGCUCGAGCAAAUUGUGCUGCGCAUCAAGACCCUGCAGACGUUCGCCUCGCGCAACACGCUCUCCGUUCUCCUCGAGACUUUGGAGGCGCCCACGGAGGACAGUGUUCUGGGUGCCCUGACACGUUUGCGCGAUGUGGGUGCUCUCGAUGCGGAGGAUCAGUUGACGCCGCUGGGCCAUCAUCUCGCUGCCCUGCCCGUCGACGUGCGCAUCGGCAAGCUGAUGCUGUACGGAGCGAUCUUCCAGUGCCUGGACAGCGUCCUCACCAUCGCCGCCUGCCUGAGCAACAAGUCGCCGUUCGUGAGUCCGCUGAGCAAGCGCACGGAGGCGGAUAAGUGCAAGCGGCAGUUUGCCCUGGGCAACAGCGAUCACCUCACCGUGCUGAAUGCUUACAGGAAAUGGCUGGAUGUGGCGCGUAGGGGAAACUAUGCGGCCAGCAGAAACUAUGCCAGCGAGCACUUUUUGUCGCUAAACACGCUUGAAACAAUAGCCGACCUCAAGUACCAGUACCUGGAGCUACUCGUUUCCAUUGGCUUUGUGCCCAUCAAUGUGCCGCGAAGGCGCAAGAAUGCCGCCGAUAAUAUUCUGACACUAACGGGUGUGGAGCAAAAUCACAAUGGCGACAACAACCGGCUGCUCACCUCGCUCCUCUGCGCUGCCCUCUAUCCGAAUAUCGUUAAGAUAAUGACGCCCGAGCGCGUCUACGUCCAGACGGCUGGCGGUGCUGUGCCGCGCGAGCCGAGCCACCAGGAUCUGCGUUUCAAGACGCGCGGCGAUGGCUAUGUGAAGAUCCAUCCGUCGUCCGUCAACUCGCAUGUGGCCGUCUUCCAGGCGCCCUUUCUUGUCUACCAGGAGAAGGUGCGCACCAGCGCCAUUUACAUCAGGGACUGCUCAAUGCUGCCGCUCAUCGCCAUGGUCCUCUUCGCCGGCAGCGACUUUAAGGUGGAGCUGCACGACGGCGACUUUCUCUUUCUGCUGGAAAGCGGAUGGAUCAUACUGAAGGCCCACGACCUCGAGACCGCCGAAAUGGUGCAGUGCCUGCGGGCCGAGAUGAUCAAGCUGCUGGAGGAGAAGAUUCGCGAUCCGUGCCUUAAUCUGUUGCACCACAAGAACGGCUGCCGGAUGAUCGGCAACAUUGUUCACCUGAUCAGUAAAAAUAGCUGAGAUGCUCAUAUUUCCCCGACUACCCAAAUCGUUUGUACAUUUUGUGUAAUAGCUGUUGUAGCCGAUAUUUAAAAUGCCUGUAAUAUACAUACGCCAAACGAGACCAAUAACGGGUAACCGAAUCGAUGGCUUUAAACCACGCUCCAUAGGACUUAUUUAAUGGGAAAUAGAGGAGUGGAUUCUUCAAUAAGAUUUACAUUGUUUACUGCCUCAUCAUUGAAUCAUCUUUUUUUUGUCUAGCUAAAAAGCCCACAUACUGUUUGUAAUAGAUCAAUUUUAUUUUUAUGUACCGCUAAUA